CCCACGCAGCCGUUGUGAGAGUUGGUCCGUGUUUCUGGACAGAGGGCUGGGGGGCAGAACUGGAGGCGAGACAUGGAUGUAGAUGCUGUUAGCAAAUUCUCAUUAUUACAUGCCAAGCCAAAUGGACUCAUUCUUCAAUAUGGCACUGCUGGAUUUCGAACAAAGGCAAACCAUCUUGAUCAUGUCAUGUAUCGGAUGGGAUUGUUAGCUGUCCUGAGGUCAAAGCAGACCAAGUCCACUAUUGGGGUUAUGGUCACAGCGUCACACAAUCCUGAGGAAGACAAUGGUGUGAAGUUGAUUGAUCCUUUGGGAGAAAUGUUGGCUCCAUCCUGGGAAGAACAUGCCACCCAUUUGGCAAAUGCUGAAGAACAAGAUAUACAAGCUGUCCUGGCAGAAAUCAGUCAUCAAGAAGCUGUGAAUCUGCAACAGAAAGCCAUGAUAGUUAUUGGUAGAGAUACCAGGCCCAGCAGUGAGAAACUUUCACAGUCUGUAAUUGAUGGAGUUUCUGUUUUAGGAGGCCAAUACCAUGAUUAUGGCUUAGUAACAACACCUCAGCUUCACUACUUGGUGUGCUGUCAAAAUACUAAUGGGCAAUAUGGGAAGGCAACUAUAGAAGGUUACUACCAGAAACUCUCCAAGGCCUUUGUGGAGCUUACAAAACAGACUUUUAGAAGUGGUGAUGAGUACAGAGCUUUGAAAAUUGACUGUGCAAGUGGUAUAGGAGCCCUGAAACUGAAGGAGAUGGAAUGCUAUCUUCCACGAGAACUAUCACUUCACCUUUUUAAUGAUGGAACCAAAGGGAAACUCAAUCACUUGUGUGGGGCUGAUUUUGUGAAAAGUCAUCAGAAACCUCCACUGGGAAUAGAAGUAAAGCCCAAUGAGAGAUGUUGUUCCUUUGAUGGAGAUGCAGAUAGAAUUAUUUACUACUACAAUGAUGCUGAUGGCCGCUUCCAUCUUAUAGAUGGAGACAAAAUAGCAACUCUGAUUAGCAGCUUUCUUAAAGAGCUUCUCUCAGAGGUUGGAGAAAAUUUGAAGAUUGGUAUUGUACAAACGGCAUAUGCUAAUGGGAGUUCAACACGGUAUCUAGAAGAAGUCAUGAAGGUACCUGUUCAUUUUACCAAAACAGGAGUAAAACAUUUGCACCACAAGGCCCAAGAGUUUGAUAUAGGAGUUUAUUUUGAAGCCAAUGGCCAUGGCACAGUGUUAUUUAGUAAGGCUGCUGAAAUGAAAAUAAGGAAACUGGCAAAAGAGGAAAUAGAUGGAAAAAAAAGAAAAGCUGCUAUGAUGCUUGAAAAUGUUAUUGACUUGAUUAAUCAAACAGUUGGUGAUGCCAUUUCAGACAUGCUAUUAAUUGAAGCAAUCUUGGCUCUAAAAGGCCUCUCAGUACAACAGUGGGAUGCUAUUUAUACAGAUCUUCCAAACCGGCAACUUAAAGUCAAGGUUGCAGAUAGGCAAGUGAUAGAUACCACAGAUGCUGAGAGACGAGCAGUAACACCCCUAGGACUACAAGAAGUAAUUGAUGACCUAGUGAAGAAGUAUAGGUUCUCCCGGGCUUUUGUCAGGCCAUCUGGAACAGAAGAUGUCGUCAGAGUAUAUGCGGAAGCAGAUUCACAGGAAAAUGCAGAUAAUCUUGCACAUGAAGUUAGCUUGGCAGUAUUUCAGCUGGCUGGAGGAGUAGGAGAAAGACCGAAACCAGUUUUCUGAUGGAAUGUAUACUGACUUUUAAAAAAUUUUGAAAUAAAAAUAAGUGCCAUUAAUAUGUAAUGAUUUAUAACAUGGGAAGCUUAAAAUUAAUUUACAUUCAGAAUAUUUUAUGUGUAACUGAAAUAAAAUAAGUCCUUAUUUUCAAAGUAAACAUUCAGGAUUCUUCAUCUUUAAUAUUAUUGUAGUGAUUGUUGAAAGUUUGAUUUAUUGACCUAACUAUACGUUAAGCAUAGUAAAUAAAAGCAUCUAAAAAUGUUGCU
This is a messenger RNA of Gracilinanus agilis (Agile Gracile Mouse Opossum), 1964 nucleotides long. It is a transcript of the gene PGM3, whose product is annotated as phosphoglucomutase 3. The record is from RefSeq and is a predicted model, not a curated record. Gene Ontology annotation, biological process: hemopoiesis; carbohydrate metabolic process; UDP-N-acetylglucosamine biosynthetic process. NCBI's taxonomy places the organism in Eukaryota, Metazoa, Chordata, Mammalia, Didelphimorphia, Didelphidae. Gene Ontology annotation, molecular function: magnesium ion binding; phosphoacetylglucosamine mutase activity. Bases 73 to 1704 code for a protein of 543 amino acids. The transcript is spliced from 13 exons.